Molecule: messenger RNA, 1052 nt
Organism: Podospora pseudocomata
Lineage: Eukaryota; Fungi; Ascomycota; Sordariomycetes; Sordariales; Podosporaceae
Exons: 2
Coding region: 99-785 (228 amino acids)
Molecular function (GO): protein binding
Source: RefSeq, a predicted model, not a curated record
ACUAUUCCUCAACAAAAACAAAACUGGAUCCCUAUCUCACCCACCACCUCCUGUCUUCUUUUUCCUCUAGACAAGAAGAAGCAACACCAGCCGCGAACAUGACCGAGCUAGCCUUUGCCCAAUCCUUUUUGUCAAUGCUGGGGGGUAUCCCGUCCAAGAUAACCCACGACCACGUUGAGGAUCCGCGUCGGUAUACAGUCACCACUCCUUACACCCUCCCUCACCACCCCACCCUGCCCAAGAAAUUCACCCGCCGUACUUGCGCCACGAAGGCGCCCCCCGAAUCUAUCACCGUAACCGCCGUCUCCCCUCGCAACCCACCCCUAUCCAUUACCCUCCCCUCCCCCCUUCCGGUCAGCACGACCUCAGUCCUGGAUAUCAAAAACGCGAUCUCCCUCCAAACGGGUGUCCCAGUCCAAAAGAUAAAGUUGCUGCACCAGAAGAAACCUGCUCAGGACUCCAAAACGUUGAAGGAUGUCCUAGCGGGGGAGGGGAAAGAACAACUGGAGCUGGGGUUGAUGAUCAUUGGGGGCGCGGCGUCGGUGCCGGAACAGAAGCCGCCAAAACAGGAGGAUGAAAUGGAGGUGGACAGUAAGGAAGCGGAACCGCAACAACAACAACAACAACAACAACCUGUUGCGGCGCCCGGACAGCAAAGUGGACGGGAGGUGUUGGAUACCGAAGAGUUUUGGGCUGAUUUGAAGGGGUUUUUAGAGCAGAGGGUUAGGGAUGAGGGUGUGGCUAAAGAGGCGGUGGAGAGGUUUAGAUUGGCCUGGAGGUCGUGAGGGGGAGGGGGGUUGAAGUGGUGGUAUGAACACGGUAGCUACUAUGGUCAUUAAUUAGUUGAGGUUGCAAAGGCCGCUCACCCAGCAAAGUCAUCCUGUCACAUUUAAAACAGUUAGAAACGUUGGCGUGUUGGGUGUGGUGAUUCUGGGGCGAGGAACUCCAAAGAUAGUUGACACACACACACACAUACGUCCGCCUCUUGAACAUGUAGAUGAUCCUUUGCGAGGACCUAUCGAGAUGUAACUAUCUGUGAUUUUGAUAAUGAC